This is a messenger RNA of Arachis duranensis, 8071 nucleotides long. RefSeq lists its product as uncharacterized. Lineage: Eukaryota; Viridiplantae; Streptophyta; Magnoliopsida; Fabales; Fabaceae. The record is from RefSeq and is a predicted model, not a curated record. Gene Ontology annotation, biological process: maturation of 5.8S rRNA from tricistronic rRNA transcript (SSU-rRNA, 5.8S rRNA, LSU-rRNA); maturation of LSU-rRNA from tricistronic rRNA transcript (SSU-rRNA, 5.8S rRNA, LSU-rRNA). Gene Ontology annotation, cellular component: nucleolus. Bases 130 to 7779 code for a protein of 2549 amino acids. The transcript has 13 exons.
UCCCCCAUUGGGGUUAUGUUCCUCUGAAACCCUAGUAAAACCCUAGUUCACUUCUCAAGUUAUCUUGCAGGUUCAAAUUCGUCCACCAAAAACAAUUCAAUUUCCUUCCUCAUUCCCCACAUUGCAUCCAUGGCGGAUCGCGAAGGUGCUGGCCUAAACCUGCACGCAAAGGUCACACACGACGCGAAGCUCAAAGAACUGCUCCACAGGAUCACCUCGCUGGAGAUAAAGCUAUGCUCCGACGCCACAAAAGAGUUCAUCAAACUCCUUAAAUCCGAAGACGGAGGAUCAUUGCUGCGCGAGUACCUUCGCGGUUCACCGAAAUGUUCUGAGUUAUUGGGAGCAUGGAAGCUAAGGCAAGGAAAACAGGGAAUGCACUAUGUAUUGGACUUAGUUUCCACCAUCCUUAACCACCCUAUCGGAAAAUACAAUCAUGCUGACGUGGAAAGUGUGAGUGUUAGCAAAGAACUCGACAAGUUCGCGAGGUUGAUUUUUUCUGAGUAUAUAGGUGAUGUUUAUAAGGAGUUGAGUAGUAAGGAAGUGAAGCGCCAGAAGGCUGCACUUAUGCUCAUGGUUUCGGUGGUUCGGCGGGGACAUAGUUUGGCCUCUGAGGUUGCCAAGAAUUUCGAUUUUAAGCACCCGGAAUUCAAGCGAAUUGCGGAGCCUAAGAGGAGGAACAAUGACGAGAGGAGUGCCAAGAUUGGGGGGAGGUGGUUAUUAUUGAGAAAGUCGUUUGUUGGGUUCGCUAUGUCUUUUUUGGAGGUUGGGAAGCCUGGCCUACUCAGAUGGAUUCUGCAGCAGAGGGAGAUGUAUUAUGGCGUGCUUCGUGGAUUGGGAAACGACGAUGAUGAGACAGUUAUGUUUGUUUUGACGACUCUGCGGGACAGGGUUCUUGUGAAGGAGUCGUUGGUGCCACCGAGUCUGAGGAGUGUGUUGUUUGGGAGUGUGACGCUGGAUCAGCUGGUUGGUGUUUGUGGAAGGGAUGGUGGUGGUGAUGCUGCUGAGUUGGCGUAUGAGGUUCUUGUUAUGGUUUGUACUAAUCCGAUUAAUGGGUUGAUGCCGGACUUGGAAAGGCGUCCGAAUCCAUUGAAGGGUAAUCCGAAGAGGAUCAUGGGGUUCAUGAGAAAGCUGAGGGGGACUGAGAUUCAAUACCACAGAGAUUUGCUUUUGGCGAUUUCUAAUGCCAAAUUUUCUUUUGGCUUGUCAUAUUUGAAAGAGUUUCCAUACAACAUUGAAGAUGAUACAUCACCUUCAUGGAUAUAUGCAAUAUCUCUGGCAGCUGAUUUGGUUUCAUCAGUGGGGAAUGGCCUUUCCAAGGAACUGGUUGAUUGUCAAUCAAAGGAUCUGCAAUCAUUUGACAAAAUGGAUUUACUCAGUACCGUGAAGUGCUUGUUUCCUCGUCCAUUCAACAGGUCAAUUUUUAAUAAGGGAUUGCUUAGUACUAAACCUCAUGUGAAACAUGGCGCUCUAAGGCUUAUCCUGGAGUUAAUGAAAUUUCUAGAUUCUCUCUUUGGUGGUCUGAGCCGCAAUUCGAGUUUUAGAUAUAAAUUAUCACAAAAUAUGGGGUCUACCAAGCAGGAGAUUCAGAAUUAUGUUCAGGCAUUUCUUCCUGAUCCUCAAGUUUUAAUAUCUCUGAUUUACCCUUUAGAUUCCUGUUCAGAAGCACAAGAGUCAAGUUUGAAGAGAACUGCAUGUGAUCUUGAACAUGUCAGCAACAGCAGAAAGAAGUUAAAAAUGGAUACAUCAGAGAAUGAUGUAGAUAUAGUUGUUGGUGGGAUUAGUACAGGUCCAGAUAUUGAUUUGGCCAGCGACAGUGGAGCAGUUGACAAUGACGUAAAACCUGAUACGUUGGACGAUGAAGAGGAUCUCAUGAAUAUUAUGGGGGAAAUUUGGAGUGUGGAUCUCUGUUCCAUGGGUGUCAGCACAUUGAGGGAUGCAGAAUCAUACAUAAAGUCUAAACUGCUUGAUGCUCUCAAAUACUAUCGCCGAACUUUGCCUUUCACUCUGGAUAAAUCUUUUGAGUCUUUCAAGGAUCUUCUCAAAAACCCAUUGGAGUUAACAAGUAAUCUGCAGGCCUCAUUGUUGUCUUUGCUAGCGGAAUAUAUUGAAUGGUGUCCGGAAAAUGAUAUUCCAAUAAGAACUCCUCCCAUGUUGUACAAAUAUCUCCAGCCGUUACUUAAGUUGCUAAUGUUUUCACCAGUCAAUGGUGCAAGGGAUCAGGCAUAUAGGCUGGCUAUGGCAGCUAUGUUUAGUACUGGUGCUUUUGACAGGAACCCUCAUGAAAUAGAAGCAUGGUUUUUAUAUUUACCAGGUUAUCACAAAACAAGAUCCCCCAUCAAUAUCCUGGAGGUAGAAGUAUUGCAGAGUUUGUGCUCAACUGUCAUAUCAUUCUUGUGUGAUGCUGUUUCUACAAUUGGGAAUAAUUUAUUCAAAUAUUGGAGUAUUCUUAAGAACUAUGUCGAUGGUUUGAAAGGUGGAAAAGAGUUUUCACCUGAUUUUAGCCCUUUGACUGUAUGUGUGCUGGAGAAAUGUCUAAGGGUGAUCAGAUCUAAAUCAGGAACCUACUCGCUGCCUAAAAAAUCAAUGGUAUUAUCAUACACUUGCAAUACAGUCAAGUCUCUCUUGCAAACACAGGUCGAUGCUGAAUUGUUAUCUGCUUUAGUUACUGCAGACUUAACGCAGAGACUUGAUGACAAUUAUGAAUAUGACGGAGCAUUUCCCAAGUGGAAGCCAAUGAAGAAUUUGUUGGAUUUUCUGGAGAGCAUAUCAUGCCAACAAAAUUGCUCACAUUUCUCUAAGAAUGAGGAAUCUGUGCCUCCUGAUGGCUCCUUAGGAAGUGCACUUGGUGAUAUAAAAGGAUUAUUAAGUAGCACUGCUAGCAAUGAGAUGGCUGAAACAUCCAUGGCUCUCCUAUCCUCCUUUAUUUGGGGAGGAGUUGAUGAUAAAUUGAUGAAUCUGCGAUCACAUGCACUCAUUUCACACGACUUACUUGGAGUUCCUUUCUCACUUUUGUCAUCAGUGUUUUUUCUUGAUCCUAGUGUUAUUCUCCAUGCUUCCAAGCUGUGGCCUGUAAAGUUUGCUGUUGGCUUGGACAUGGCCAUAUCAGAUCUUGAUAGUAAUAGUCAAAAUGCUCCUCCUGUUGAUACUUCUGAUCUUACUUCUCAUCCUGACUCCCUAACAUGCAACCAACUUCUGGAUUCUUCUGAAGCUGAUGUCACUGCAUUCAGUAUCUUUCUAAAACAGGCACCUUUCCAUGUGAUAUUUCCUGCAGUGAUGUGUAUGGAAGGUUCUGAUAUAUCAAAGGUAUCUAAGGUGAAAGACCUGCUUCUGCAUAAAUUAUCUAGGUCCAUGAGUGAUUCCUCCCUUCUUCACUCUCUGAGACUUGUGCUCUUCUGGACUCACCAGAUUCAGUUGUGUUAUAAAGUUAAUCCGUUAGCUAAAACUGAAUGGCAUUUGAAUCUAUGUGUCAUUCUUGUAAGGAAGAUGCUAGCACAAUUGUUGGUUCCAGAAGGUUCUUUGGACUGCUCUACAAACUCUGCUUUUUGUUCUUCAAGCUAUAACACUCAAGAAGUGAUUAAAAUAAUCUUUUGUCAUCCUUCUGUUUUGAUGUCAUUAUCCUCUCCAUUGGGAAGUAGUCACAACUUUACAAAUGUCACUGUAGGGAAUGGCUUUGAGGUGGUCAACGGAUUAUCCGGAGAGGAGUUUCACAAAUUUAGGAAUCCAAUUUUAAAUAUAUUGAGAAUGGCUCUAGACUACAUGUGGUCCUUAUGUAGUACCCAACUUUGUGCAUCAGAAGCCCAAGAAGUUACCAAUAAUAUUGUGGAAGCCUUUAAAGGUCUUCAACACAAGCUAUUUGUAAUUGUUAGAGACAGAUUUGAGCUGUGUAUUUCUGCUAAAGAUAUAAUACCUCUCCUUCCAACAUCAUAUGCAUUGCAUUUUUGCAUUCGGUUUUUAUCUCCUUUUAAGCUCCUUGAAUUAGUAGACUGGAUAUUCAAAAGAGUUGAGGUGGAUGAUUUGCCAACUAAGAAAUCCUGUUUGUCUAUUGGAUGUUCCUUGGUUGCCGGUGCUUUUAAUACUUUGUCCAUUUAUUUUCAACAGCCAAUCAGGAACCGAGCACCCUAUGAUAACUUUUGGGAGAUAUCUGAAAAGAAUAUGAGAGCUGAUGUUUUCGAGCAGAUCUACAGCAGGGUAGUUGAGUUUUCUCUAAAUUAUGAAACAGAUUGUGCAGAUAAAUGCUUAGUUGAAGCUGUGAAUGCUUUGUAUAUGCAGAAACACAUGCAACAAGAAACAUUUCAUCCUUUGCUGUUGGUCAUGUGCAAAAUUGUAAUGGUUACUCCUGUGCGAAUGCUUUUUCAAUGUGUUCAGAAAACAAAUGCACAGAGAGCAAAAUUCCUGUAUAUCCUCACUGAAAUGAGCUCUGUUCACUCGUCAAUCUUUGGGCAUUUAUUUUUGGCUGUGGUGAAUAAGGGUUUAUAUCAUGAUAAUAUUGGAUUUGAGGGACAAGCCUCUGAUGUUACUCUUUCAGAGGAUCAGUUUUUGCUGCUUCUACCUGCUGCUUUGUCUUAUUUGAGCCAAAGCUCUAAGAGAUUUGGGAGGUGCAAUGAUAAAGAUCUUAAACAUUUACCAUACUUUUACUCCAAGAUUCUUUUGAAAGGUCUUAGUGAGUGGAACAAAUUUAUUUCAAAAGACAUAUUUGAGGAAGAAUAUGGGGAAUUCUUUCCAGCAUCUGUGCAACAACUACUGUGUCAUAUGGAUCAUAGUCUUCUUGGAAAAUCAAUCCAUAUGUUGCAGUACCACUUUGCUCUUAAUGGAGAUUCAAUGAAAUUGAAGAAGCGUCUAAAGCUAUUCAAAUCCAUUUGCCAACAUUCUGCUGCACGUGAUGAACUGAUGGACUGUGAUAGUCAAGUUAUUAAUAAUUAUUUGCAAAGCAAAUUGGAUACAUCCAGGAUAAGAUAUAUAAACUUGUUGGUGGAUAUUUGGCAGUCUAUUGUUAAGAAAACAUCUUUGCCUCCUCCUAAUCAGGCUGGAGCUGGAAAAAGCACAAACAUUUUGUUGCUAUAUAAUCACUUGGAGGUCUUUGUGUUAGAAAGUAUUCUUGAGUUAACAGUAAAGAUGCAUGAUGGUCUUAUCCAGUUGCAGUCCAUUGCUUUCCUAGAGCAAUUAAUCAGACAUGCUUUUCUAUAUAGAUUUGGUGAUUUUACAACAAUGAAGACCCUCCGUCUUAUAUUAACUCAGCUUAAUGAGGGCAGCCUAUCAUGUGAUACAUAUCUUCAGUUGUUACUUGCCCACUCGCAGUUUGCCUCCACUCUUUAUUCAGUGUGCAAACCAGCAGGUUCCUUAUUCAAGCCAGUAUCCAGCAUUCUGAAAUGUCUUGUCAUCCCUUCUCAUGACCAUCGUGAAAAUGAUGAGAAGCUCACUGAGAAAUUGACUGAUCUUUCUACAGGACCAUUGGAAAUUGUUAGAUUGCUUCGGGUACUCUUAUGGAUGAGGGGUCAUCAAACUGAUAUAGAUUCUGGAAAUGAUAUUGGUAUAAAUAUAAAAGAAUUGCAUGCACUACUAUGUCGUUGUUAUGGUGCAACACUCAAUCAGAUUGAUUUGGAGAUAUAUAAUCUGAUUCAUGAAAUUGAGUCUAUGAGUGGAUCACAGUCUUUGAACUUAUCUGAUGUGGAGUGCCUAUGGGGACUUGCUUCUUUGGACCCCAACAUGGGCCAUUCUCUUGAGCAGUGUGCAUCUUCUAAUAUCAAGUUUGAUUCAGAACCAAUUGAAGUAUGCUCUGGAAGCCAAAAUAGAGAGAACAUUCCAAUUGAUCCUGACAUAUGCAUUUCAACAGUUCUCAGUUUUCCAUACGAUAGAAGUAUUGCCGAUAUGCUACCAGCAGGAAACAAUAUUGAACCAGAUACUUUUGGUAAACAGAUACAAUCUCCUCUUGUUGAAGUCGGACUACGUUAUGAUCCACGGUUUAUCUUGCGUUUCUCAAUUCAUUGCCUGUCACAGUCACGUAUAGAGCCUGUGGAGUUUGCUGGGUCAGGAUUGCUUGCAAUUGCAUUUGUCGGCAUGUCAUCAUCAGACCUUGGGAUAAGAAAAUUGGCUUAUGGUACUCUUGAUAAAUUUAAGAGUGCAUUAGAGAACUGCCAAAAGAGGAAGGAUGUCAUGGGACUUCGGCUUCUAUUAAAUUCUAUUCAGAAUAGCAUAGAAGAGCCAUGGCAAAAUAUCCCUUCGUUUAUUGCGCUUUUCGCUGCUGAGGCAUCCUGCGUAUUGUUAGAUUCUUCACACGAUCAAUAUGCAGCUAUAAGUACAAUGUUGAUACACUCUUCUAAAUUGAACAUGAGGGUUAUACCUUUGGUUGAUAACUUUUUUUGGAGUACAUCUAUAAAUUUCAAAGCUGAAAGGUGUUGGAUGCUUAGGCUACUUUAUGCUGGCCUGAACUCAGAUGAUGAUGCCAUCAUAUAUAUCAAGCACUCUAUCCUUGAGAGUCUAAUGAGCUUUUAUGUCUCUCCUCUUAUGGAUGUUGAGUCAAAGGACCUAAUCAUUGAGGUUAUAAAGAAGUCAGUUAAAUUUCAUAAGAUUGCUCGACAUCUAGUGAAACAAUGUUCUCUACUUUCCUGGUUUUCAUCUAUCAUCUCUGUUAAUAGGGAGAGGCUCAACGGAGAAGAAAAGAGAGUAUUCUUGAAGCAUGUGUCGGUAAUAUUGAAGGCUGUCAAUGAUGUCAUUUCAUUGGGAAGAAUCUCCAAGUGGUUGCAAAGUUAUGGCCUUGAGCAGCUUAUGGAGCUUUCGUCUAUUCUAUUGAAUUCCUUACUACAGGAUGUUACAUUUGCUAAUGAAACUUUAGGAUUUAUAAAUCCUUUUCUAAAAAUGACAGCAUCAAUGUUUAAAUUAUCUCAGAAAAGGAAAAUAUAUCAGCCACAUUUUACACUAUCAAUUGAGGGCUUAUAUCAGAUAUAUCAGGCUGGUAGUAAGUCGGAUGAAGCAACAAAAGGUAUUAAUCAGGAGGCUGCUUUGGAAGCCAUACUGAUGAAUGCACCUCCUAUCUCAAUCUUCCUUAUGAAACAGGAAAGGCUUGAAAGCUUUCUUAUUUGGGCUAUUACAACUGCUUUACAGUCCGAUUCCUCACGAAGGAUGAGAGCGAAUAAGUCUCGCAUCUUUCGCACAAAUAAUUACAGGGAAGAGUCUCACGAGCGUUCGUUACUGUCAAAAUUAUUACGUUGGUUAACAGCAUCAGUAAUCAUUGCGAAACUCUAUCAGAAACCCAAUGAUAUGGAUUCGGCAUUUGUUGAAACACAUGAUUUAAAUUCCCUUCAUUCUUUACUGGUACAAGCUGGAAAUGCCAAUGGACAAAGACAUGAUAUUGGAAUUGGCUGUGGGAAGUUACUGGCUUCUGUGAUUUUCUGUCUGCAACUUCUUCAUGACAUAGACCCUGAGGUGCUACCAUCAACUGUCUCCGCUCUCUGUCUUCUAACCUUUGGUGCUUCCAACUUUGCAGUUGGCAGAGGUGAUUUAUUGAAAGAAUACAGCACUUUGAUAUCAUCACACUGUUCAAGGGUGCGGUGCCCUCCUGAAGCUAAUCCAGCUUGGAGAUGGUCCUUUUACCAUCCAUGGAAGGAUUGUUCACCGGAGUUAACUGAUUCCCAGAAGAUGGAUGAAUAUCAUUCUUGUCUGACUUUGUUAGUGGUUGUCUCAAAUGUUCUUGGCGAAAAGAAGUUAGAGUUGGCGAGUUUAUCUCCAUUAGAUAUAGAGAGAUCUGGCUUAUUCCAAUGGGAAAAAAGUUUACUAAAAAAUUGAGUGCUAACUAAGAAUUUUAUCUUGUGUGGCAAGGUAGUGUUUGUGUUAGGUUUGAAAGAAUAAUGUUAUAUAUAUACAUCAUUUUUGAAGAUGUUUCUCAUCCGAGGAAAAAAGCAUGGAGAAAGUGUAUAUAUGAUGGCGCUCACUUCAGUUACUUGUAAUCAAGAUAUGUAUAGCAACGUGAGAAGCAUGAGUGUAUCAUUUUUGUAACUUGUUUUAUUUAAUUUAAUUUUUUUAAAUUAAGAAUUACAAUUUUGUCAGCUCAUAUAUGUAUUGUACUAAUAAUGUACUU